AUGUCUACUGAAUCUAUCGCUAUCAUUGGCAGUGGCUGCCGAUUUCCAGGACAAGCAAAUUCGCCCGUCAAGCUCUGGGAAUUACUAUCAAAACCCCGGGACGUCCUGCGCGAGAUCCCAGCUGAGCGCUACCACGCAGCCAGUUUCUAUCAUCCGGAUGGAUUGCACCAUGGCUCCAGCAACGUUCGACAUGCAUAUACAUUGACGGAGGAUGUACGGACCUUUGACGCCGGUUUCUUCCAGAUUAGCGCAAAUGAAGCGGCGGCUAUCGAUCCCCAGCAGAGGCUCCUACUUGAGGUUGUUUAUGAAGCUCUAGAAUCCGGUGGCCUGCCAGUAGAGAGCCUCAGGGGAUCGAAUACCGCUAUAAUUGUGGGCCAGAUGUGCGCUGACUACAAUGACAUUCUGACCCGCGAUCUGGAUACGCUGCCCACUUAUUUUGCGACCGGAACCUCCCGAGCAAUUAUGGCGAAUCGAGUCUCGUAUGCUUUUGACUGGCAUGGCCCUUCGUGGACAAUUGACACCGCAUGUUCAUCCAGUUUGGUCGCUGUUCACCAGGCAAUCCAGGCUCUCCGGUCAGGCGAGUCUCGUGUUGCCGUUGCCGCGGGCUCUAAUCUUCUCCUCGGACCUGAGCCGUACAUUGCUGAGAGCAAGCUGAAGAUGCUCUCACCCGACGGUCGAUCUCGCAUGUGGGAUGGCCGUGCGAAUGGCUACGCCCGUGGUGAUGGUGUCGCUGCGAUCGUUUUGAAGAAGCUCUCAACGGCACUGGAAGAUGGUGACAGUAUCGAAUGUGUGAUUAGGGCCACCGGCGUCAAUCAGGAUGGGCGUACGAAAGGUAUCACCAUGCCUAGCAGCGACGCUCAAGCCGAAUUGAUUCGCAGGACAUACAAAGCCGGUGGCUUGGAUCUCGUCAAAGACCGGCCGCAAUUCUUCGAAGCUCAUGGCACUGGCACCAAGGCAGGAGACCCGCAAGAGGCGAGAGCCAUCUUUAAUGCCUUCUUUGGACCGGGAGCAGACGAAGACGGAAAGGUCAAUCUAACAGUUGGCUCUAUCAAGACAAUUAUAGGACACACGGAGGGUACUGCAGGUUUGGCAGGUCUCUUCAAAGCUUCCUUGGCACUUCAAAAUGCUCAGAUCCCUCCCAACAUGCAUCUCCGCACAUUGAACUCAGAGAUUGAGCCGUAUUGGACGCGUCUGCGUAUUCCGACUGAGCUGCAAGAAUGGCCAGCGCAUUCAGGCUCAGUUCGUCGAGCCAGCGUGAACAGCUUUGGAUUCGGUGGAACGAACGCCCACGCCAUCUUAGAAAGCUAUUCAAACAUUCAGCAGCGAAGGUCCAGACACAGUGGUCCUGUCAUCAUGCCGUUCGUCUUCUCAGCACAGUCCGAAUUGGCUCUGGCCGACAUGAUGGAAAGGGUUGCCACUCAUCUUCGACAAUACCCCAAUACCGAUCUUGCCGAUCUUGCGUGGACUCUGUACUUCCGUCGGAGUUUGUGGCCUAUCCGAGCUGCCUGUUCUGGGACCAAUGCCUCAGAUUUGGUUAAUAACCUCCUUGUUAGCGCGGAUAAGAUUCGGACACACAGUCAAUCUCCAGUGGUGAAACCUGUCAGUAUCGGCCAUGCACAGCUACGCGUGUUAGGCGUCUUUACCGGACAAGGAGCUCAGUGGCCCACGAUGGGACGCGAACUUAUCAGAAGCUCCCCUUGGUUAGAGCGUCGCGUGGCCGAAUUAGAAGAAAGCUUAUCUCGUCUACCCGAGGAGGACCGUCCGACGUGGUCGCUUAAAGAGGAAAUGUUAUCUCCUGGCGCCAAAGUUGGAGAAGCACGUCUAUCCCAGCCAUUGUGUACCGCAGUCCAGAUUCUUCUUGUGGACUGCUUGAAAGCGGCAGGAGUUGAGUUCUCCGCAGUCGUCGGUCACUCAUCUGGCGAGAUCGGAGCAGCAUAUGCCGCGGAGUGCUUAUCAGACGAGGCGGCUAUGUGGAUCGCGUAUUAUCGCGGAUUGCAUACAGCGCAGGCAGGCGGCCAACAGGGAACACCGGGAGGUAUGCUUGCGGCCGGAACAUCUAUGGAAGAUGCCCAAGAGCUGUGCGAGCUGCCUACCUUUGCUGGUAGACUGACUGUUGCUGCUAGCAACUCCGCGGCGAGCGUGACAAUGUCGGGUGAUAAGGAUGCUGUCAACCACGCACACCUUGUCUUCCAGGACGAGAAGAAGUUCGCGCGCCCGUUGAUGGUCGACAAAGCCUAUCACUCUCAUCAUAUGCGCCCUUGUGCAGGCCUGUAUGGGAGUUCCUUGGACGCCUUACGAAUCCAGGUGAACGAGCGUCGCUGCCCAUGGUACUCAAGUGUGUAUGAUGGGAAUAUAAUCACCGGCGCUGAAGGCCUCGAGGGACAAUAUUGGGUCGACAACAUGUGCCGUCCGGUGUUGUUUUCACAUGCACUCACCAAGGCAAUCCAACACUCCGAUCCUUAUCAUCUGGUUCUCGAGGUGGGCCCGCAUCCAGCGCUGAAGGGACCUGCAACGGCGACUAUCCAGGACGCACUAAAAUCGGAGCUUCCCUAUACAGGGUUGCUACAUCGCAAUUCCCAUGACGUAAAAGCCUUCAGUGAUACUAUGAGCUUCAUAUGGGCUCGGUUUGGACGUGAUGCCCUGAACCCUCCCAAACUGCAGGCGGUCUUUUCGGAUACCGAUGAAAAAUACCAGCUCGUACGAAACCUGCCGUUCUACCCCUGGGAUCACAGUCGUCCUUUCUGGCAUGAGUCCCGUGUUAUACAUGAUGAACUGACUCGCGACUCAUUCCCACAUCUCCUACUGGGAAAUCGUCAAACAAGCAACCCGGAUUAUGCUCAAUGGCGAAAUAUCCUAUCUCUCAAGGAGAUUCCUUGGCUACGGGGACAUUCCAUGCAGGGGCAAAUCAUUUUCCCGGCUUCAGGGUACAUUUCGAUGGCAAUUGAAGCAACUAGGUCGGUGGCGGGCCGUGAGCAUAGCAUAUCCCUGAUAGAGGUCCUUGACCUCAUCAUCGAUCGACCGAUAACAUUCGAUAAGGAUGAUGCUGGAGCAGAUGUUGUCGUGGCACUUGCAAACAUCGCGCGCGAAUCGCAAGAUGGCUCUGAUAGACGCUUGACCGCCACGUUCAAUUGUCAUACCACUGCUGGCCGGGGGUCGAAGUCUCUCAUAUUGGCAGCCCAUGGUCGCGUCUGUGUCACGUUGGGCACUCCUCAGGAAGAAACCCUCCCUUCUGCCCGCCAGGUAUUUGAGGAUGUUAUCCAGGUAGAUACGGAAAGGUUCUAUGACGGGUUGAAAGAACUGGGUUAUUAUUACACGGGGCCCUUCAAAGCACUAGCUAACUUGGCACGAUACCUCAAUCUCAGCACCGGUGUUGUUUAUCAGCCUGAAUCCGAUGUUGAAGGGUUUACUGACAUGCUCGUUCACCCUGCUAUGUUAGAUGCCUCUUUCCAGUCAGUCUUUCUAGCCUACAGUUGGCCUGGGGAUGGCCGUCUUUCGUCGCUGCACGUCCCGACAAGCAUCAAACGAGUGCAAGUGAAUCCGGCCUUGUGUGUGACCUCCGGAAAAAGGUUUAAUUUCCACACCGAGUCCGAGGAAGGCUUAAAGGCUUCUAUAAAUGCAGACAUCACGUUGUCGCGCACAGCUAAUGAAGCAGCCGCUAUUCGAGUCGAGCAGAUCACUGUCAUUCCAGUCGUACCACCUACGGCUGCGGACGACAGGGCACUCUUUGCGAGUGAGGUUUGGGAGAAUGCCAAUCUUGAUGAUGCAAGCUCGGUCUCUUCACCACCCUGUGUUGAGGAGAAAGGAAGGGAAAUCAUUGCAGCCGCGAAGAAGCAUCUUGUCGACACCGCUAGCCUCAAUGAGCCCGCCGAUAAAUAUGCUGCUGGUAUCGCCAGAAUUAAUCGCCAUCUGCUUGCACUUUCUGAGUCACAGGAAGAGGAGCCUACCACAAUGGAAGGAGCAGAUUCUGCUGCAGCAGAACAACCUGACUUGUCUGACCCAGAGGAUAUCGAUCUAACUAUCUUGGUUAACACCGUAGGCUUCCUGUCCCAGAGUGACCGGGAACAUACAGGUAGCCAUGCGCAGAAGCUUUGGGAAACCGAUCUUCUUUCCAAAUACUUCAAGCGAGGCUUGGGGGUGGCUAGCUCUAACAGCCAGCUGGGCCGGUUGCUUCGUCGGCUGUUACAUCGGUAUCCUGCAAUGAAUAUUGUUGAACUCAACGCGAGCAACCUAAGCUUAGCCGCAUCAAUAUUGCAAGACAUAAACCCGGGGUUCUCAUCUUAUACCCUGGCCUCGCCAAAAUCUCGCAUGGAAGUCUUCAAGGAAAUAAUACCCUCGAAGGCACGGAUGAGCAUCUCAACGAUAGACUUCAAACGGAAAGUCGAGGAGCAGGGCUUCGCGGCCAACCAGUCCGACCUCAUUAUAGCCAGUUUGGUGCUCAGUGAUGUCCCCGUUGAUGAUAUGCUCAAGGCCGCUAGACGCUUGGUUCGCCCCGGAGGCUAUCUUUUCUUGCAGACCGUGGGAGAGCUGGCCCGCUUUGAUCUCUACAGUGACAUUGCCGAGACGAUGCCUUUGACAAUUCCAGAAUGGCACCGUCAGCUUCGAGAACACGGGUUUGCUGGCAUAGACGCGCUUCACUCAUCGUCUUCAGGUCAGCCAUUGAGUAUCAUUGUCAGUCAAGCGACGAACGAGCGAGUCGCGCUCUUGCGUCAACCCCUGCUCAGCACUCCAUCAGACUUGGACCUCUCGGAGGUCGUUCUAGUGGGGGGCACGAGCAUGUCCACACUCAGACUGAUUGAGGAUCUGUCGGUCCACUUAUCUCCCAAAUGCCCCCGAAUGACCAGACGCGACUCUUUGAAUGACUUGGCCGAUACCCCAAUUAACGCCCUCAGCACAAUCAUCUGUCUCAGUGAUUUGGAUAGUCCCGUGUUCAAAAAUCUGCGAGAAGAUAUAUGGAACGCGUUGAAGACGCUUUUCGACCAAUCACAGAACAUCCUCUGGCUACUCCGAGGGGCGCGUAGCAGCGAGCCAUACUGUAACGCUACAGUUGGCUUUGGGCGAACUGCGAUGCUCGAAAUGCCGCAUUUGAAUCUCCAAUUCUUGGAUAUCGGGAAUGAAAUCGAGGCAGCAGACGCACGAGUUAUCGCAGAGCAUGCCGUGCGUCUCUGUCUCCUUGGUAGGGAGCGGCAAGAUUCGGCCAGUGCUUCGUCUGUGCUCUGGUCAAAUGAGCCUGAGCUCCUGAUUAAGAAUGGCAAAACAUACAUUCCUCGAGUUAUUCCACACAAGGCUCAGAACGAUCGGUAUAACGCGCGAAGACGACUGGUCCCCCAAUCUGUCAAUCCUUCGGACACUGCAAUCUGCCUGCAGAGAGCCGCGUCGGGCGAAACUACUAUUCACCUGGAUCACGAACCUCAGCUGUCGCCAGCGGGCAAUAUGGUACUCGUAAGCGUGAUUUAUUCCGCCACACAACCGCUCAGUCUAGCAUCUGGCAAGACUCAGUAUAUCGUCUUUGGACGCUGCAAGGCUUCGGACAGGACGCUAUUCGCACUGGCUCCCAGACUAGCCAGUCAGGUCGCUGUGGAGAAAGAGCUGUGCAUAUUCCAUGGAGAUAAGAACCGGGAGGUCACCCCCGCUGAUGUUGUUAUAACCGAGUAUUUGAUAACCCGCCUGCUCAUCCAAAGCGUCUUGCGAGACGCUGUUCCCGGGACCAGCGUCGUUGCUUUCGAUGUUGAAUCCAAUUCACGAACCAUUCUCUCCAGUCUUGCUCGAGCUAGGGGAUACAACAUAGUUUGGGCCACGCACAACAAGACCAAUAAUCCAAGGGAUGUCGUUCUUCAUCGAAGAGCCAAUGAUCGAGAGUUGAGAGCAUCAAUCCCCACGCGACCAUCGGUCGUCCUCGAUUUCUCGCAAUCGCCCCAAUAUGACUCUGCAGCGCGUCGUCUCUCGACCAUGCACGAUUGCCGCCUGAUUCAGAUGCAACUGGUGCGAGGCGCAGGAGCCUGUACUCUUCCCGAUAAUAACGGCGUGAAUGCACUACAGCGAGCGUACGAGCAGUUCCGCGUCGAUGGGGAUGGUAGUGCUAUCCCAUCUUCUGGGCAUCUCAUUAAACUUGCGGAGCUGCCACAAAGGCUCGAUUCUCCUUAUGCCCUGAUUGACUGGCAGGCGCAAUCUGUCGUGGCCCAGCUAGACCCCGCUGAAGCACAGCCUUUGUUCCACGCCGAUCGGACUUAUUUGCUCGUAGGUCUUACGGGUGGGCUGGGAUUGUCGCUUUGUGAGUGGAUGGUCCGACUGGGCGCUCGACACCUAGUCGUCACCAGUCGGAGUCCCAGGGUAGACGAGCGAUGGAUACAAUGCCUCCGUCAGAAGGGAGCAAUAAUCACUGUGAUUGCCAGUGAUAUUACGGACCCCAAAUCAGUGCAGACCCUAUACGGGCAACUGCAAGAGACUGUCCCACCCAUUGCUGGCGUGGUCAACGGAGCCAUGGUACUUCGGGAUUCCUCCAUCUACGAUAUGGAUGUCGAGAAUAUGCACACAGUGCUGCGCCCCAAGAUCGACGGCAGCCGAUACCUCAAUUCCAUCUUCACAGAGAGCCACCCUCUCGACUUCUUCAUCAUGCUAUCCUCUCUAACGGGUGCCUGCGGCAACAGUGGACAAGCCAACUAUACAGCGGCUAACAUGUUCAUGGCCGGGCUCGCGGCACAACGCAAAGAGCGGGGACUGGUAGGCUCGGUGAUCGAUAUCGGGGCCAUGAUGGGCGUGGGGGUGCUGGUACGUGACCGUAGCUACGCCCUGCAGGUCCAGCUGCGCGACUACGGCUAUUUAUGGAUGUCUGAGUACGACUUCCACCAGAGCUUCGCCGAGGCCAUUCUGGCUGGCCGACCGGAUAACGCGGUGGAGAACCCGCAGGUGCUGGCAGGCAUCCGGCUUUGUCGCCGUGAUGAGUUGAAUACCGUGCAAUGGGAGCAGAAUCCUCGCUUCUCCCACUGUAUUCUGCCAACUGAGUCAAUCUCAUCUUCCGCCCAUGCACAGGCGCAGUCAAUGGUUUCUCUUGCGACGAGUGUGGCGGAGGCGCUUGACGAAGCUGAGAUUGGACAAAUUGUGGAGGAUGCCUUUUUGCAGAAACUUGUAAUGGCUCUAUCUUUGCCGGAAAUUGAGGAUACAACGGCCCGCGCCAGAUUGCUUAGUCAAGGUGUGGAUGAGCUCGGGGUUGACUCCCUUGUGGCGGUAGACAUUCGGUCAUGGUGGCUGCGUGAGCUGCGCGUGGAUAUGCCUGUGCUGAAGAUUAUGGGAGGCACUGUAAUCACCGAUUUGAUCGCCUACGCGGUCAAGCAACUCCAGCCUGCAGCCGUGGAGGGAAGCGCUAAUGAGCCGCUCGACAAUGCCUCAGAGCAGGUUGAGGAAGCUUCCGAGCAAUUCGAAGAGACUGCAUCUAUCCACUCCAUGGACAGCUCAAAAGCAGAGAUGAUAUCUACUCCUUUGAAUGGCUCCAUUCCGUCCACAUCCACUAGCGAGCCGGACACCACCAAGAUCGGGCCACCGCCUGUCGUACAACGCGAGCAAAUGUCGUAUGGACAGCGUCGAUUCUGGUUCUUGUCCAAAUACCUCGAAGACAGGACGACAUUCAACAUCACCUGCUUGAUCCGGCUCAGCGGAGCUCCUGCUAUGGAAGCCCUAGCGCGGGCUGUCCACGCACUUGGAACCAGACAUACCGCAUUGCGGACUUGCUUCUUCGAGGUAGAGGAGGGCGGAAUAUGGCAAGGAAUUCUGCCCGAGUCCACGUUGGAAUUGGAGAGGGGCUCCGUCCGCAACUACGACGAAGCUGUUCAACAAUUCCAUCUCAUGCACGCACACGAAUACAACCUCACCAUGGGUGAGAGUAUGCGCAUCAUGUUCUUGUCGGGGCCCUCUCAGAGUCACUAUAUCAUUAUCGGCUACCAUCACAUCAACAUGGAUGGAAUCAGUCUGCAGGUGGUUCUGAAGGAUCUAGAAGCGGUCUACAGCGGACGGGCGCUGGGGUCUGAACCACUUCAAUAUCACCAGUUCUCUACCUGGCAGUACCAGCAGAUAGAGAGCAACGCCGUUCAUUCCGAUAUCGAGUACUGGCGCGAUGAGCUGCGCGAUAUGCCUGAUAUUCUCCCCAUCUUAUCUGUCUCCGCGCGGUCGACCCGCCAGCCAAUGCUGCAAUACGCACAUCAUCGCGUAGACUUCAAGGUCCCGCGGGCUCUUGGAGCGCAGAUCAAGCAAGCUGCACGCAAACACCGAGCUACCUCGUUCCAUCUCUACCUAGCCGUAUUCAAAACUCUGCUAUAUCGCUUCUCAGGGAGUCACGACCUCGUCAUCGGGGUGGCCGACGGCAAUAGAAACCAUCUUAGUGGCGCGCCGGACAGUGUGGGCUUCUACUUGAAUCUUCUACCAGUCCGUUUGCGCGGAGACGGUCAGGCUUCAUUCGCGCAGGCCCUAGAGGAGGCACGCACCCAAGCGCAUUCGGCCCUAGCGCAUUCCAAAGUCCCCAUCGACGUGCUAUACAAUGAGUUACAGGUCACCCGGUCAUCAUCAUACUCUCCCCUAUUCCAGGCUGUUGUGAACUAUCGUCAGGGCGCGCAAGAAAGUUUGCCAUUCGGUAAUUGCCGCCUUGAUGGCGAUAAAUAUGAAAUUGGGAAGACGGGGUACGACAUUAGCUUGGAUGUGAUCGAGAACGCGCCGUCCGAGGCCACAAUCAUGUUUGUGACGCAGAGUUAUUUGUAUUCGCCGGAACAAACCGAGGUCCUAGCGGCCAGCUUCAAGCAGCUGCUGAGCGCCUUCAGCCAGAGUCUGGAAUUCAGGCUGGAUGAAGCGCAGCUCUACGCGGCUGAGGAUAUCGAUAAAGCUAUGACGUUGUCACAAGGCCCGAAGUAUGCGCUGCAAUGGAAAGGAACUCUGGUAGACCGCUUUGACGAGAUAGUGGCUCGCUUCCCUAAGCGGCCCGCGCUCGAGGAUGGUUCACUGUCUUUGACAUACGCGGAGAUGUCUAUCCGCGUGCACGCCAUCGCCGCGGUUCUGUUGAGCCACGGUGUAGUUCCCGGUUGGAAAGUGGCUGUGUUCCAACAGCCUUCCAUCGACUGGGUCUGCUGUAUGUUGGCUGUCCUCCGGAUAGGAGCGAUUUAUAUUCCCUUUGACCCUAAGCUUUCACUCCCUCGACUCCAGCGGAUCGCCCAAAGCUGUCAGCCGGAGGUCGUCCUCUUUCACUCAGCUAACGCAAAGGAUGUCCCUGAGCUGUUAGCCGGGCAGCCCGACGUGAUCUCCAUCGACGUCGCCACGGCGAAGAUGACCAACCAAACCACGGUCGCGAAUCGAUCAAAGCCAGAUUCCACCAUGUUCAUCCUGUACACAAGUGGCUCCACAGGCCAACCCAAGGGAGUCAUCCUCGCCCAUUCGGGAUUUGCGCAGAGGCUCGAAACAUCAAGCCGGAUGUUCGCGCUCGGACCAGAUAUGGCUAUGCUGCAGCAGAGUGCACUAACGUUCGACGCAUCUGUGACGCAAGCAUUCAUGGCCCUAAGCAACGGAGGACGCCUGUUUCUACUCCGAAGGGAAUACCGAGGCGACCCAGCUGCCAUCGUCGAUCGGAUUCUGAAGCACGAACUGACCCAUACACUAGCAACUCCAUCGGAGUACGAAAGCUGGUUGCAACUCACCAACUCCCUGCCCCAGAAAGCGUCCGCCCUUGCCACGUCCAAAUGGCAAGUUCUGUUUUCGGGCGGCGAGAAAAUGAGCGACAGCCUCAAGCACGAGGUCCAGACACUGGGCAAGCAGGAUUUGCACUUACACAACCUGUAUGGUCCGACGGAGGUGAGUAUCUUUUCGCACUCGUUCGAGGUCGACUACCGUUCACUUUUGAAUAAACCCGUACCUUUGGGCCCUGUAAAUGUGAAUUACUCGGCUUUUGUGGUGGAUCGAAAUCUGAUGCCGGUGCCAGUUGGGGUACCAGGCGAAAUCCUCAUUACCGGCCCUGGAAUUGCGCUUGGAUACCUGAAUAACGAGGACUUGAGCCGCGAGAAAUUCGUGCAGUUCACGGCUCCACGAUCCAGCUCUUUGAGCGUCAGUAACAGCGAUUUGCGAGGGUAUCGCACUGGUGAUCGCGGCAGGUUGCGACCGGACGGUAUCCUGGAUUUUGAAGGCCGGAUCGGUGGUGACACGGAGAUAAAACUCCGAGGUUUGCGCAUGGACUUGAACGAUAUUGAAUGCGCGCUGCUUGAGGCGGCGAAAGGCCGGCUGACGACGGUCAUCGUCACUGUGCGAGGAGAUACCGACGUGCAGUACCUCUUAGCACAUGUGAUGUUCCAUCGCAAGCAGCAACAGGACUUGAGUUCGGAGGAGCAACGAGCGUUCGUGGAUGCUCUCACGCCGUCCUUGCCUUUGCCCCAGUACAUGUGGCCGGCAGCGGUUAUUAUCGCCGACUCAUUACCUAUCAACCCACAUGGCAAGAUAGACCGACGCGCGAUCGAGGCCCUACCCUAUCAUGUCACUCCUCCCAUCAACACCACGGACAAUGAAUCCAGUCUCACCGAAGCAGAGGCACAUCUCCGAGCUCUGUGGGAAGAGGUCCUACCCCCGGCAGUAGUCCAGCUGCAUCAAAUCGGCCGUAAGUCGGACUUCUUCCACGUAGGCGGAAACUCAAUGCUCCUUGUGAAACUCCAGCAAUCCAUCACCCGAGCCUUUGGUCGAAAAACCGUGCUGGUCGACUUAUUCGAGCGGACAACUCUAGCCAAGAUGGCCGCGUAUAUCACCAACUCCGCCAACAAAACCUGGGACAGAAUCGACUGGGCCCAAGAAAUCGCCCUCGACGCAGACCCGAUAGCAACUCAGCCUCCACAACGGAAGCCACGCCACAAGCAGGGCCACAUCAUCAUCCUCACAGGCGCAACAGGCUUCCUCGGCCAAGUCCUCUUCCAACAACUCCUCGCAGAUCCCACCAUAAAAACGAUCCACUGCAUCGCCGUCCGAACCCCCUCUCGCCUAGUAUCCAGCAUCCCCCCGGACUCCGUAUCCCGAGUGACCAUCCACUCAGGUGACCUCGGCCUCCCUCUAUGCGGGCUGGACCCAGAAACCAGCGAUCAGAUCUUCGCAUCAGCAAACACAAUCAUCCACAACGCCGCGGACGUGCACUUCCUGAAACCCUACGCAGCCAUGCACUCCGCCAACGUGGCCUCCACAAAAUGGCUAGCGCAUCAAGCCCGCACUCACCAUCUAGCCCUCCACUUCGUCUCAACAGCCAGCGUGAUCCAAUUCGCGCCACCCUCAAAAACCGCCCCAGGGUUCCCCGCUAUCUCCAUCGCAGCCUUCUCUCCACCCACCGAAAACGGCAUUGGAGGCUACGCAUCCAGCAAAUGGGUUGGCGAGAUAUAUCUCGAGCAAGCAAGCCAGCAAUGGGGCGUGGACGUGCACAUCCACCGACCAACAGCCAUCACGGGGCCCGGCGCACCGGAGCAGGAUAUUUUCCCGAACGUGGUGCGGUUCUCGCGGGCGAUGAGAGCCGUCCCUGUGCUAGGGAGUAUUCUGGCGGGGUGGCUUGAUUUCGUGGACGUGGAGAACGUGGCGAGACGGAUUCUCACGGCGGUGAGGUCUGACGGGCACGAUAGAGAUGAUGGAGAUGACAACCCCAACGACCAAUCAAAUGGAGAAGAACUAUUAAACUUCUAUCAUCACGCCGGAGACGUCGUGUUGCCCGUGGAAGAGUUUAAAGAUUAUUUGAAGAAAGAGACUGGCGAGGACAUCCGGACAUUAGACCUGGUGGACUGGAUCCAGCAGGCCGUGCAAGCGGGCAUGAGUCCCAUGGUGGGAGAGUAUCUGAAGUUAAUGGCGGGGGUGCAGGAACCGAUUUUCUUACCGUUGGUUUUGCCUUCUUGA
Aspergillus affinis is the source of this 11880-nucleotide messenger RNA. RefSeq lists its product as uncharacterized. The record is from RefSeq and is a predicted model, not a curated record. The transcript has 3 exons. NCBI's taxonomy places the organism in Eukaryota, Fungi, Ascomycota, Eurotiomycetes, Eurotiales, Aspergillaceae. Bases 1 to 11880 code for a protein of 3959 amino acids. Gene Ontology annotation, molecular function: 3-oxoacyl-[acyl-carrier-protein] synthase activity; fatty acid synthase activity; phosphopantetheine binding. Gene Ontology annotation, biological process: secondary metabolite biosynthetic process; fatty acid biosynthetic process.